AUGGCAUCACCAAAAGUCAAAGACAGUUCAAAUGGCAUCACCAAAAGACAAGGUAAGAACUCAGCAGAGAGAUAUUUUUUCCUCUUAAAGAUUACAUGCUAUGACAUUUCUUCAAUUCGCAGGAAUCUCAAUGGUGACGAAGACGAGCCCAUGUCCACUACAGUGUUAGAGGACCCAACCGAGAUUCUCUAUACCGUGGUCGAGGAGGGUACACUCCAGAAGGGGAAGAAGCUUGUCUCUUCAGAUGGCUUCGCCUACCUGGUUAAGAGGCGUACAGCUCGUGCCGUUCAGUGGAGGUGUAAUCAGCGACGUAAAGGUAACAUCUGCUACGCAUCUGUAAGACAGGAGGGUGACGUCUUCAGUCCCGGAACAAUGGCGCACAACCAUCCAGCCGACCCAUUGAUGCGCCAGAAAGUCGAGUUGAGACGUGAUGUAAGCAUACAUACUUAA
Messenger RNA from Mercenaria mercenaria, 450 nucleotides. RefSeq lists its product as uncharacterized. The coding region runs from base 1 to 450 and encodes 149 amino acids. Lineage: Eukaryota; Metazoa; Mollusca; Bivalvia; Venerida; Veneridae. The record is from RefSeq and is a predicted model, not a curated record. The transcript has 3 exons.